ACCAAGUUUAAUUAAAAUCGAUCGCUUUUUUCUUACUUUUCAGGUCUAUGGAUUGGAAUGUCAACUUUGAAGUCCAGUCUUCGACGGAACCAUCGGCUAUACUGAAAAUCAAUAGGCUUAUGUACAUGUGAACAGUCAUUUUGUCCUCCAACUUUCCUCAAAUGGACCCAAAUUUCCCUGUCUUGUUUCCACUGGAUUUAAUACUUUCGCCGGAUUUACAGGAACUGUGAGACGUCUCAGUGUCUCGUGUAAUUUGCUCGAAGCAUUUUCCGAUCGAUUGAUUUAUUCUUCUAUCUAGGUAAACAAUUAGACGAGACCCGUUUCUUAUCGGAACUAAAACUUCAAACUUUACUCUCACAAAUUUUAUCAAAGACCUGUGAAAUUUGAGCACAUCUUUGAUACUUUGGGCUUAUGAGAUAAUUUCAAAGUUUUACCACCAGUAUACCAUCGAAUUAUUGCAGGUUAAUUACUAUUGCGACUUUACCAAAACUGAGAUCAUUUUAUAUUAAAUUGACAGCUAGUUUGAAAAUUUUGAGAGUGAACAUCAUUGAUAAAUGCAAGCAAUUUAAAUUCAAAAGUCCGAAAGCCAUAUUUUCUCAGUUUAAAAAAAUUUUCAAUGGAUCCGUGAGUUAUUUUGCAAGCUAAUGGAAAAGCAGAAAAUUCUUUUUUCCAAACAUUUAAUCUGAAAAACUUAUUUGACGGGAAAAAGCUGCAGUGUGAUUUUAUAAAGUUACCGAGAGUACAAAAUUAGAAUUGACUCGGAAACUUAGUCAAGUUUGAGUUACUCAACCGACCGUGUAAAUAUUGCCAAACACUCCAGUUUAAAGGUAAAUUAAACAGGAUUGUCUUUCUCAACGGAAAUCUUCAUAGAAGCAGGAAAUUGAUUCAAUUUCUACCUUAGGUGCUCGUUAGACAUGGAGAAGGAAUAUCGGCAAUCUCCCAGAACGGAGUUGGGUAGUAAUAGUAAGAAAGUAUUGAUUGAGAAGCCUUACAACAAAACUGCGGGAGGUUUAAUCAAUCCCGAAUACAUUAGUGGGAAAGAGUCAUGUGAACAUGGUAAUAACAGCCACGUUGGUAUCUCAAUAGCUGAAACUAAACAGAACGUUUCCGUGCCAAAACACAGAAAUAUUUUACCUAACAAGAACCAAAUCCUCACCGACGGAAAAGUGGAAAAUACACGUGUAACAGGCGCGAACAUUGACCGCAGUUCCCUCAAUAGCCCGGUUCAAGACAAAUCGCCCGCAGUUUUACAGAAGAGACCUAAAAGUGCCCUAGUUCUGCACCAGAAGUCAAACUCUGAUAUCGAAAAGCGAAACGAACCUGUAAAAAUUGAGUCGCCUGGGUGUAAUACGUUGUACCAACAGGUAACAAAACAACAGUUUGUGGUCACAAGGAAAAGCAAUUACACUUUGUACACAUCGCCCGAUCAGAAAGGGAAACUAAGCCGAAACUCCUUACAGCCGAACACGAACAGCAACAAUCCGAACGGGAGUUUCAGUCGAUCAGAAAGCAGCUUAACAGAAGCGAUUGUUGAUUCCUCAGCUGUGAAAAAUUUAGCCGAAAGUUCAGAGCGACUAUCAUGUGAGAAAAGCGAAUCUGAAGUUACCUUCAUUAAACAUGGGCAAAUAAUUCACUUGAGAGAAAAAUCAGAACAAAAGAAACUUGAAAAACAAUCGUCGGCUUCUGAAGUGGAAACCUUCGUCACCAAAUUGCACAGUGCCUACACGUUUGAUUCUGAGGACCAAAUUACACAAAACCAAAUUGCUUCCAGCCUGUUGGAAUCACUAAGCGAUACUUUACACCGCCAGUUAGAAACCCAACGCCAACUGCUGAGUAAAGUUACAUCUGCAGAUCGCUUUAAAACUCACUGUCCGUGUAUUAAAGAGCCAGAGACUGCACGACAUGUAACACAUAAUAAAGCUUCUCCAAGACCCGAGGAUUUAAGUUAUGAACAACCAAGUCAUAACAGCACGUGUGCAACCCAUGAUUUAAGUGGCAGUGGUACAGAAACAGACGUCAGCAGCUGUUUGGAUUUUGACGGCAUUUGUUGCGAGCAGAAACGGAAGCAGAUGGCCAAAUUGAGAAGUUCAUUUUACAAGUUAGCGUGGCCGACAGUUGUCAGCUCGGAAUCAGAACGGAAGCUCUGGAAGACCAUUUUCUCGACACUCAAUGACUCCAAGCAUAAUUUCGAUCACCAAAUCCCCACAUCUCCCACCGAGCUAGACCUCAGUUUCGAUCCCCCGAGCCACUUCGACAAAGAUGAUGAUAUCACGAACGACUUGGACUCUCUUCAAGUUUCGGGACUCAACGAACGGAAACGAAGCCGGUCAGAAUGCCAGCAGAACUGUAACAACAAUCAACAUAAUAAUAAUAACAAUAAGGUUUACUGCGCGAAUCAGUUUCCGAGCAGAUCUCGACACGAGAGCAAAUCAGUUUCGACUGUUUCCUCUUCGCUUUUGGAAGAAGAAGCCAACUCGUUCCCACCAGCUGAUGACGUCAUUUCUGAAGACGAAGAUGAAGUAAUCGUGGAUGACCCGAUAGAUUCUGCGUUGAAUGAUGGUGGAAGUAAAAAAGAAGUUGCACAUGAAGAUGAUCAACGUAAAGGAGGUCACAAUAAUUUCACAGAAGAAAGUCGUGCGGUUCUGGCGUUGAGUGAUGUCUCGGCGCUGUUAGUUUUCGACCGCAAUGAAGAACCAGUGUCUUCAUUCGACUACCAUUCACAAAAGAGCAGAAGUGUGGACAACUUAGACGGGCCGCGUCCUACCAACCUCCUAGAACAGACAACACCCUCAAAACCUUCACGCAUGAGCACUAAAAGAAGUAUGAAUGACCUUCUAGACAGCAAACGGGUGCUGUCAUCCUCGUCUCCAUAUGAGUCAUCGGCAGUGCCGCCUGUGCAUUGUUCAGUGAGAGGCGGAACUGUUGAUGCUCUCAUAGCAUAUGCAACACAGGAUGGAGUUAAUGACUGGCGUUUCUACGAGGCCUUCCUGACUACAUACCGCACCUUCGUGUCAGUAGAUGAACUAUUGAAUCGACUCCUAUUCCGAUACGCGAUGCUGCACCCCCAACAUAGCGGACCAAUUAGAGGGGGAGGCGCCUUUGGGGAGAGAGAGCGAGAGAAAAGAAUGAGAAUUUCCAAAAACUGUUUCUUUCUAUUCGUCAGAAUUUCCUGGGAACUCAAACGUGAUACGGAGCUGGACCAAGUGCUUCCUCUCAUCUCCAAGUUCUGCUCUCUACUCCAAUCUGUGGCAGAGAGUAAAGACGCAGCCCUGCUAAGUGGUCUGAUGAAGACGAGGUCCAGCGAAAUGACGAACAACUCUCCCUCUCCGAGUGAGCAGCAGGAUCUGAAUAGCAGUAGUAGUAGCUGGAACACUACUGCAUCACAAAUACCAGUGCCAAGGUCACCUCUUAUACCCCAAUCGCCAAAUCCAAACAGAGCGCGUCACUUGGUUGAUCUGAAGACCCGUGCGAUAGCCGAGCAGCUGACACUCAUGUGUUCACAGCUGUUCCAGAAAGUAGAAUUAAGCGAAGUGCUAGCCUGUGCCAAACAGUACAGAGAAGAACAGAUGCCGAAUGUAGUUGCAUUUACUAGACAUUGGAACCAGUUGUCGGGAUGGGUUGGCACUCAAGUGUUGCGAGAGACUUCGGAUAGACAGCUUAGAGAGAGAACACACCUGAAGCUCAUCAAAGUGGCUAAGCGUCUGAGCGAGAUGAACAACUUCAGUUCGUGUUUCGCAGUGCUCUGUGGUUUGAACACACACCCUGUCGCCAGAUUGGACUGGCCCAAGACAUCCUUAGAAAUGUUGUCGAAUAUGAGUGAGCUGCUGAGUCCGUUUCAUCACUUUGGGAACUACAGAGAGGCUCUCGCCACCGCACAAGGAGCGUGCAUACCACAUCUAGCCAUUGUGCUGCACGAUCUACAGCAGAUUGCAGUGAUGCCGGACCAUCUCGAAAUAGAAUCCCAACUGGAGUCGGGACUAGGUCGGGGAUCGAACCCGGGUGGGAGAAGUCGGAAAGUGAUUAACUUUUCCAAGCGCUGGCAUCAGUAUCUUUGUUUAGUCAAACUGAGAGAUAGCGGAUCUAUGCACUAUCAUCUGAAGGAAAACCGGGAUGUUGCCAAUUGCUUAAGUGGCCUAGAACUGUGUCUAGAGGAAAGCGAACUCCAUAAACUAUCCUGUUAUAUCAAGCCCAAAAGAACUUAAUUUAUUUUGAUUGUUUAAUUUAGUUUCUUGUUUUGUAAAGUAGAUAGCUUUGAAAUCAAUUAGUCUU
Molecule: messenger RNA, 4269 nt
Organism: Symsagittifera roscoffensis
Lineage: Eukaryota; Metazoa; Xenacoelomorpha; Acoela; Convolutidae
Product: rap guanine nucleotide exchange factor 1-like
Exons: 11
Coding region: 915-4202 (1095 amino acids)
Biological process (GO): positive regulation of GTPase activity; Ras protein signal transduction
Cellular component (GO): plasma membrane
Molecular function (GO): guanyl-nucleotide exchange factor activity
Source: RefSeq, a predicted model, not a curated record